AUGUCGGCUAGCAUCGAAAAGCAACUCGAGUCGUCCGUCGCUGCUACUGCAGCCGAUGCCGACGACGCGCCUACCGGCUUCCUGGGCCGUCUCAAAAUGUCGUUCAAGGGCAUCACCAAAUCCGGUCGUCGAGAGGCACAGGCAAAGGCGCUCGCUGCCGAGCGUGAGCGUCAGCGCAACGUUGACCCUCGUCCCUUCCCUUUCCGCCCCAUCGAGCUCGCCGAUCUGCUCGACCCCAAGAGCGUAGACAAGCUCCGCGAUAUGGGCGGUAUCCAGGGCGUCCUUGCCGCUCUUGGCACUGACGAGCACCGCGGUCUCGACCUCGGCGGCACCAAAACCAUCGAGGCUGGUGCUGACACCACCCACGACAUUGAGAGCGCUCCCUCUGCCACCCACGCCCUCAACACGCGCGAUCCCAACUUUAUCGAGGCUUCCGAGGAGGACCGCGUCCGCGUCUUUGGCAAAAACCUCCUCCCCGAACGCAAGUCCAACAGCCUCCUCCUCCUCAUGUGGCUUGCUCUCCAAGAUAAGAUCCUUAUCUUGCUCUGUGCCGCCGCCGUCGUCUCUCUGGCUCUUGGUAUCUACACCAGCACGCUCCCUCCCGAGGAGGUCGCCUGUGUUGUCAAUGGCGUCGAAACUCUCUGCGAAUCCAUUCACAUUGAUUGGGUCGAGGGUCUCGCCAUUCUUAUCGCUGUCAUCAUUGUCGAUCUCGUCGGUUCCGUCAACGACUACCAGAAGGAGCGCCAGUUCAAGAAGCUCAACGCCAAAAAGGAACAGCGUGACGUCAAGGUCCUGCGUCAAGGAAAGCCCGCACUCAUGUCGGUCUACGAUGUUGUUGUUGGUGACAUUCUCCAGCUCGAGCCUGGUGAGAUUGUCCCCUGCGACGGUAUCUUCCUCCGCGGUCACAACGUCAAGUGUGAUGAGUCGGGCGCCACCGGUGAGUCUGACAUGAUCCGCAAGGUUACCUACGACGAAUGCAUUGCCGACUUUGAAGAGGCUCGUCGCAACAACGAGAAGCCCAAGAACCGCGACUGCUUUCUCAUCUCUGGUUCCAAGGUGCUCGAAGGUGUCGGCGAGUACGUCGUCAUCGCCGUCGGUCCCACCAGCUUCAACGGCAAGCUCAUGCUAUCGCUCCGCAGCGAUGCCGAAGACACGCCUCUGCAGUCCAAGCUCAACCGUCUGGCCGAUUUGAUCGCCUGGCUCGGCACUACCGCCGGUAUCGUCCUUUUCACUGCCCUCAUGAUUCGCUUCUUUGUCCACCUUGCCCGCACCCCCGGUCGCUCGUCGAACGAAUGGGGCCAGGAUUUCAUCGACAUUCUCAUCAUCGCCGUCACCGUAGUGGUUGUCGCCGUACCCGAAGGUCUGCCUCUCGCCGUCACGCUCGCGCUCGCUUUCGCCACCAAGCGCAUGACCAACAUGAACUUGCUAGUCCGUCUGCUUGGCGCUUGUGAGACCAUGGCCAACGCCAGUGUCGUCUGCACCGACAAGACUGGUACCUUGACUCAGAACGAGAUGAGCGUCGUUGCCGGUAGCAUCGGUGUCAACUUUAAGUUUGCCGACCGUCUCGAGGCUAAUCGCAAGCGUGUCGAGACUGAACACGAUGCUGGCUCUACAUCCCAGACUCGCAUCGUUGAACAGGGCGAGCUCAACCAGUCGAUCAGCAUUCCCCUCCAGAGACUUCUCAACGACAGCAUUGCCAUCAACUCGACCGCCUUUGAAGAGGCCGAGGCCGACGGCGCUGCUAACGAAGAGGUUACCAACCCGGUCGUUGCCGUUAAAAAGCACGGUCUUUCGAGCCUGUUCAAGUGGACAGCGAGCAACAAGUCUGCUACCGACGACAAGAAGAAGGAAAACGGCUUUGUUGGUUCUAAGACCGAGACCGCUCUGCUCAAGAUGGCCAAGGAGCUCAACUGGGAAGACUACCGCGCAUCACGAGAACGAGCCGAAGUCGUGCAGAUGAUCCCCUUCAGCUCCGAACGCAAAGCCAUGGGUGUCGUCGUCAAGCGUCCCGAGGGUGGUUUCCGCAUCUACCUCAAAGGUGCCAGUGAAGUUCUCACCCGUCUCUGCACUCGCCACGUCGAAGUCACCGCUGCCGACACGGACCAGAUCGAGAUCGAACAACUCGACGCUGCCAAGCUCGACAAGGUCAACUCUACCAUCACUGGCUUCGCCAACCAGACGCUGCGAACGCUCGCGCUUGUCUACCGCGAUCUUGAGUCUUUCCCUCCCAAGGAUGCCGACUUUGACGAGGCCGGUGACGUCGAGUACGCCUCGCUCGCUCAGGAUCUGACGCUGGUCGCCAUCGCCGCCAUCGAGGAUCCUCUUCGACCUGGUGUCACGGACGCAGUCGAAGCAUGCCGACGUGCUGGUGUACAGGUCAAGAUGUGCACUGGUGACAACGUACUUACUGCCAAGUCGAUCGCCACCCAGUGUGGUAUCUACACGCCUGGCGGUAUCGUCAUGGAGGGUCCCGUCUUCCGCAAACUGAGCCGCGCCGACAUGUUGGAGGUGGUCCCCAAGCUGCAGGUGCUGGCGCGAUCGUCGCCGGAAGACAAGAAGAUCUUGGUCGAAUCGCUCAAGAGCCUCGGCGAGGUGGUUGGUGUAACCGGUGACGGCACCAACGACGGUCCCGCGCUCAAGACGGCCAACGUCGGUUUCUCGAUGGGUAUCGCCGGUACCGAGGUGGCUAAAGAGGCCUCAGAUAUCAUUCUGAUGGACGACAACUUUGCUUCGAUCGUCAGCGCCAUCAUGUGGGGACGCUGUGUCAACGAUGCGGUGCGAAAGUUCCUGCAGUUCCAGCUUUCAGUCAACAUUUCUGCCGUCAUUGUCACGUUUGUCACUGCCGUCGCUUCCGAGGAAGGCACAUCGGCGCUCAAGGCGGUGCAGCUGCUCUGGAUCAACCUGAUCAUGGACACGCUCGCCGCUCUUGCACUGGCCACGGAUCCUGCUACACCGGACCUACUUGACCGAAAGCCCGACCGACGCACCGCACCGCUCAUCUCGACCGACAUGUGGAAGAUGAUCGUGGGUCAGUCGAUCUACCAGUUUGCGGUCAUCUUGGUGCUCAACUUUGCGGGCAAGUCGAUUCUCAACAUGGACAUGAGCACGCCGUACAAGCAGCAGCGCAGCGACACGGAGCUGUCGGCGAUCGUGUUCAACACGUUUGUGUGGUGUCAGCUGUUCAACCAGGUCAACUCGCGUUCGCUCACUCGCAAGCUCAACAUCUUUAGCAACUUGCACAAGAACCCGUGGUUCUUGGGCAUCUUGGCGAUCGAGAUCGGGUUCCAGGUGCUGAUCAUGUUUAUCGGUGGUGCUGCGUUCUCGGUAAUCCGACUGACGGGACGCGACUGGGCUGUGUCAAUCGUUGUUGGUGCCGUGUCGUGGCCUUUGGCAGUUUUGAUCCGAUUGAUCCCUACGCAGCCAAUCGAGGACUUCCUGAUCAGGCACAAGAUCAUGUCGGACCCCAAUGCUCUUCCUGCACCCGUGUCCGAGACGGGCUCAGAGGAUGGCAAGGCUGCACGUGCACGAACGUUUUCCGAAUGGCUUCCAGCGAUCGGACAGGUGGGCGAGCAGCUCAACUCGUUCCGCAGUAUCCGAGGCGGGCGUAUCCGCGCGACGCCGCGCAUCUACGAGUCGCGUGAGCGCCAGCUCCAGACGGCCAACUUCCGCCACCAGAGUGUGCUCGCCAUGGUCCCUGGUUUCGUCGUCGCCAGCAUCGGUGGCAACUGGCGCUCGUCCCCCUCGGACUCGACUGGCGAGGCGAAGAAGUCGACCAAGCUGCAGCAGCAACCGCAGAGCAACGAGUCUCCAGUCGACACGGUUACCUUGUUCAAGGACGGUAAGAUCACCUUCCACCCAGAUACGAGCGCCGACGACGACCUGCUCAGGAGACUCAAGUCGAGUGCCUCGUCCAAGUAA
Mycosarcoma maydis (corn smut) is the source of this 3918-nucleotide messenger RNA. Its product is annotated as calcium-transporting ATPase PMC1. Bases 1 to 3918 code for a protein of 1305 amino acids. The transcript has a single exon. Gene Ontology annotation, biological process: intracellular calcium ion homeostasis; calcium ion transmembrane transport. Gene Ontology annotation, molecular function: ATP binding; ATP hydrolysis activity; P-type calcium transporter activity. Gene Ontology annotation, cellular component: membrane; intracellular membrane-bounded organelle. The record is from RefSeq and is a predicted model, not a curated record. Lineage: Eukaryota; Fungi; Basidiomycota; Ustilaginomycetes; Ustilaginales.